Scatophagus argus is the source of this 1565-nucleotide messenger RNA. It is a transcript of the gene iba57, whose product is annotated as iron-sulfur cluster assembly factor IBA57. Gene Ontology annotation, molecular function: protein binding. The transcript is spliced from 3 exons. The record is from RefSeq and is a predicted model, not a curated record. The coding region runs from base 148 to 1245 and encodes 365 amino acids. NCBI's taxonomy places the organism in Eukaryota, Metazoa, Chordata, Actinopteri, Scatophagidae. Gene Ontology annotation, cellular component: mitochondrial matrix.
AUUAUCGAGCAAUGCAUUAUGGGAUAUCGAAAUGGAGUCCUUCCUGCGGGAAUCAGUUACGAUGUCCUGUGUUAUGUAGCCGCGUACUUUCGUUAAUCGGCAGAGUAAACAUUUAAUUUCCACACGUAAUAUACUCCCAUACACAAUAUGGGGGUGUUGUGUUUUGCGAGGGGGGCUUUCACGUCCGCCGGCCUUUACGCCAGAAAACACACCGGUCGGUAUUUGUGCGUAACUUCUCUCUCCGGUAUUUCAGCUCCAGUCGGAAUCCGUGUCAAGAGGUACAGCCAGGACACGACUAACGGUAGCGAUGCCACUGGACAGUUUGCGUGCUAUCACCUGCUUCACAGGACUUUACUAAAGAUCCAGGGUCAAGAUACAAGUCCGUUUCUUCAGGGCAUUAUAACCAACGACAUGGAGCUGCUGGAGGAGCCUGGACACGCAGCCAUGUACUCACAUAUGCUGAAUGUACAAGGAAGAACGCUAUAUGACAUAAUUCUGUACAGUCUGAAAGACGCUGAUGCCGGACACGGUGUUUUCCUGGAGUGUGACUCCACUAUUAAGGACUCAAUCCUGAAACAUUUGAAGUUGUACAAGAUCCGCAGAAAGGUCAACAUAAACCCGUGUCCAGAGCUCUCUGUAUGGGCAGUGCUUAGCAAGCAGAAGAACGUGGCUGCAGAGGCCAGUAAACCAGAGCUCUCCUGUCCAGACAAAGCUCUGGUGUGGGAGAGUGAUCCUCGAACUCGGGAAAUGGGCUGGAGAUUGGUGUUAGAUAGUCAGCUUAACCCCUUGGAUGUCAUUGCAUCAUGUCAGAAAGGUGACAUAGAGGAGUAUCACAGACAUCGCUAUGCAAUAGGUCUUCCUGAGGGAGUGAAGGACCUCCCCCCUGGGGUGGCACUACCACUAGAGUCAAAUCUUGUCUACAUGCAGGGUAUCAGCUUUAGCAAGGGCUGUUACAUUGGCCAGGAGCUCACGGCCAGGACUCAUCACACUGGGGUGAUCCGGAAACGGCUGAUGCCAGUACGCUUGUCAGCUCCAGUCCAAGACCUCCAGGAAGGAGCUGCUCUGCAAACGCAGUCAGGCAAGCCAGCUGGGAAGCACCGAGCGGGGGUUGGAGAGCUGGGACUGAGCCUAAUCCGCAUGGCUCAUGCCAAAGAGGUAUUGACGCUCAACUGUUCUGAUGACAACACAGUGUCACUUGAAGCCUCUGUGCCAGACUGGUGGCCUAAAGACGUGAAAAUCAACUGAAGAGGAGGAUGUUUCAUAGCUCCCUCAAAUGUGACAUACAUCACAUCUGACAGACGUCUCAUUGACAGAACCCUCAAGUACAGUAUGUUACACUGUCCUUAGUUUUUGCUUUUACUGACGUUGUGUGGCAUUAAUCCAUGCUUGUAUUUUUGUUUUGUUUGCAGCAAAACCUGUUUUUGGAUUGAUUUUAUCCCAAAUUGUAAAGUGUUGUUCACGACAGAGCAGAGAACAGAUCCACUGCAGGAUAUGCCAAUAUGCCAACUGUGAUGUGGUACUGGUAGUUGUUGAAUAAAUAUACAAACUAGUGAUUUAAAGAUUCA